Prunus armeniaca (apricot) is the source of this 1815-nucleotide messenger RNA. The record is from the annotation of a GenBank genome assembly. Lineage: Eukaryota; Viridiplantae; Streptophyta; Magnoliopsida; Rosales; Rosaceae.
AUGGCGGAGAGCAAUAGCAGUGGUUUUGUGCAGCCGGCCAUUCCGAAAUUUGACGGACAUUACGAUCAUUGGGUGAUGUUGAUGGAGAACUUUCUCUGUUCCAAGGAAUAUUGGGAUCUCGUAGAGAAAGGGAUUUCAGUGGUGGUGACACAAUCUGUCUCUACGGAGGUGGAAACAGAACAAGCACAAGCACAAUGCAAAUUGGUCGAGGGGCAGAAACUGAAGGACUUAAAGGUAAAGAAUUACCUUUUUCAAGCUAUAGAUCGGAAUAUCAUGGAGACUAUACUCGACAGAGACACAUCAAAGAGUAUUUGGGACUCCAUGAAACAGAAAUACCAAGGCUCUACCAAGGUGAAGAGGGCACAGUUGCAAGCACUUCGGAGGGACUUUGAGACUCUCCACAUGAAGGAGGGAGAGACUGUUGAUAAUUUCUUUGCUUGUACUCUCACUAUAGCCAACAAAAUGAAGGCUCAUGGUGAGACAAUGAGCCAAACCACCAUCAAUGAGAAAGUUUUGAGGUCCAUGACUUCAAAAUUUGAUUAUGUGGUUUGCUCCAUUGAAGAGUCCAAUGAUUUGAACACACUGAACAUUGACGAGCUGCAGAGCAGUUUGCUGGUCCAUGAACAAAGAAUGAAUGGCCAUCUAGGAGAGGAGCAGGCUCUCAAGGUCACUCAUGAAGACAACACUAGCAGAGGAAGAGGUCAAGGGACGUUCAGAGGAAGAGGAAGAGGUCGUGGCAAACAACCGUUCAACAAGGCCACUAUCGAGUGCUUUAAGUGUCACAAAUUAGGACACUUUCAGUACGAGUGUCCUAGUUGGGAGAAGGGAGCCAACUAUGCAGAAUUAGAUGAAGGAGAAGAGCUGUUAUUGAUGUCUUAUGUAGAGCUUAACCAUGCUAAGAGAGAAGAGAUCUGGUUCCUCGAUUCAGGAUGUAGUAAUCAUAUGAGUGGGAAUAAAGAAUGGUUCUCGGAUUUGGAUGUUCAAUUCAGGCAAACUAUGAAACUAGGCAACAACUCAAGGAUGGCAGUUGUGGGAAAAGGAAACGUUCGAAUGAAAGUGAAUGGAAUCACUCAGGUAAUUUCGGAGGUCUAUUACAUUCCUGAGUUGAAAAAUAACCUGUUAAGUAUGGGGCAGCUUCAAGAAAAAGGGGUGGCAAUUCUGAUUCAACAUGGGGAGUGCAAAGUGUUUCAUCCUAGUAAGGGUCUAAUCAUUCAGUCUAAGAUGAGGGCGAACAGGAUGUUUGUUGUGCUCGCAGCGAUGAUGCCUAAAGCUACUACUUGUUUUCAAGCUGUGACAGAAGAUGAGAGUUAUUUAUGGCAUUGCAGAUUUGGACACUUAAGCUUUAAGGGGUUGCGAACCCUUCAAUACAAACAGAUGGUCAGUGGUUUGCCUUCUUUUAUAACUCCUACAAAGUUAUGCACAGCGUGUUUGGUUGGAAAGCAGCACGGGGAAUCCAUUCCAAAAAGAAGUCUAUGGAGGGCGUCACAGAAGUUGGAGCUGGUACAUGCUGAUAUAUGUGGCCCUAUAAAGCCUAUAUCAAACAACAACAAGAGGUGCCCUACUUUAGCUGUGCAAAAUAGAACUCCAGAGGAAGCAUGGAGUGGUAUGAAGCCUACAGUAGAGUAUUUCAGAGUUUUUGGGUGCUUGGCUCAUGUGCAUGUACCAGACCAGAAAAGAAUCAAGUUGGAUGACAAAAGCACUCAGUGUGUUUUAUUGGGAGUUAGCGAUGAGUCGAAAGCUUAUAGAUUGUUUGAUCCGGUCUCUAAGAAGAUAAUUGUUAGUAGGGACGUUGUUUUUGAGGAGAACAAGGGCUAA